AGCAUGGACCAGCUACUGAUCCGUGUGAUUCCUGUGUCUAGUCAGAGAAAUUGGUGCUGGACUAUCUCGUCAAGCAGAACCGCCCCUAUAGCACCAGUAAACAAUAUUGUCUUUGUCUUCUGAAUCGUCGCAUGGCAAAAAGAAAAAGAAAAAAAAAGACAAUAUAGAUGUCCUUAUACUGUACGUUCUUUAUUGCUGUGCUAGCGGACAUCGUGGGUAACCUACAUGGUGCAGUCACGAAAAUAGAAUGCCAGCGCGCUGUGAACUCGCUCGUCGAAAAGGACCUGGUUACCGCCAAGCUAUAUGGAAAGCAAGCCAUCUACGUCGUCAGGCAGGACAGUAUUGAUGCUGCCACACCAGAAGAACUUGCUGCCGUCGAUAAGCAGUUGGCCGAACUACAGAGCAAAAUCGCAGAGUCCAAAUCGAGGAAUAAGCAGCUCUCCUCAAAACUGUCGGCUCUUAGCUCCUCCAUGACGACUGAACAGAUUAUAGCGAAACUAGAUCAAUCGACCACCAAGAACGAGCAGGCAGAGCAACACUUAUCACUUCUGCGCGGCGGUACUCAGCUAGUGAUGCCAGAGGAAAAGCAGCGCGUUGCCAAGGAAAUGGAGUAUUACCGCAAGAUGUGGAUGCAGAGGCGACGUCUGUUCAAGGACAUGUUUGCGACCGUAACUGAGAACCUGCCUGGCAAACCCAAGGACCUACUCGACGAACUGGAUAUAGAUGUGCAGGAUCCUGUUGAUAUCAAUAUCAAUCCGAGAGACCUCGCUCAAGCUUGAUCCUGCCUUUGCUAGGUUCUUGUCCUCCUGCCGCCGAUUUGCGCAUUCACGCAAACAGCACAUGUCUCUUAAAUAGCGCAGGACACAAUUGAUACCUGCAGUGCGAUGCAUACUUAGCGAUGGGCGAAUACUAUUACAAACAUCGAUCAAAUUGAGGGCUUCCUCAAGGCAAUCGAUAUG
Gamsiella multidivaricata is the source of this 959-nucleotide messenger RNA. RefSeq names its product Tat binding protein 1-interacting protein-domain-containing protein. The record is from RefSeq and is a predicted model, not a curated record. The transcript has 6 exons. The coding region runs from base 168 to 779 and encodes 203 amino acids. Gene Ontology annotation, cellular component: condensed nuclear chromosome; DNA recombinase auxiliary factor complex. Lineage: Eukaryota; Fungi; Mortierellomycota; Mortierellomycetes; Mortierellales; Mortierellaceae. Gene Ontology annotation, molecular function: double-stranded DNA binding; recombinase activator activity. Gene Ontology annotation, biological process: meiotic strand invasion involved in reciprocal meiotic recombination; homologous chromosome pairing at meiosis; meiotic joint molecule formation.